Triplophysa rosa is the source of this 738-nucleotide messenger RNA. RefSeq names its product G-protein coupled receptor 4-like. The transcript has a single exon. The coding region runs from base 1 to 738 and encodes 245 amino acids. Gene Ontology annotation, biological process: positive regulation of Rho protein signal transduction; phospholipase C-activating G protein-coupled receptor signaling pathway. The record is from RefSeq and is a predicted model, not a curated record. Gene Ontology annotation, molecular function: G protein-coupled receptor activity. NCBI's taxonomy places the organism in Eukaryota, Metazoa, Chordata, Actinopteri, Cypriniformes, Nemacheilidae. Gene Ontology annotation, cellular component: membrane.
AUGAUCAAUGUGCUGUUUGGUCUUCCUACACACUCCUGUAUUAUCUGGCUCAUCAUCACGAGAGGUGGAAUCGCAUCGGAGUUCUUUAUUCUCAAUCUCUCUAUCUGUGAGAUCGGUAACUGUGUCAGCUGUAUCUUUGCUGUACUGAUACAUUGGAUUUUAAGUCUCAAGACUUUAGCGCUGACUUUAUUUGGACUGUUCUUCGCCGGUCGUCCUCUGUUUCACUGUCUGAUGUGUGUGGAGCGUUACCUGGCGGUGGUUCAUCCUGUAACCUUUCUGAAGUACAAACCUCUCAGAUAUAAAGGGAUCUCCUCCGCCGCCGCCUGGAUCGUGUGUCUUGGAUCCUGUUUGUGCUGCCUUCUCUUAUUCGAAUAUUAUAUGAUAGCGUAUAUGGUGUUGUUCUCUACGAUGUUCAUUCUCUUCCUCUCCAUCCAGUUGUUGUGUUGUCUGGCUGUUCUCAGAGCUCUGAAGCAGUCAGGACCAGGAGAGAGAGGGAGAGAGAGAGAGGAGGAAAACCACAUGAAGAGAAGAGCGUUUCAUCUCAUUCUCAUAACUACUGUGAGCAUGGUUAUCGCGUACAUCCCAUAUGCUGUUUUGGGAUUUUUUGCUGUAAUGACAUCACAUGUUAUUAAGGUAUUUUGGCUCAUUGGUUUGAUUUGUUUUGUUCUGUGUGGUUUUGUUCAGCCGGUGCUUUAUCUGAACCGAGCUGGAAAACUCAACUGCUUAUGUUCAACAUAA